Caenorhabditis briggsae is the source of this 864-nucleotide messenger RNA. The transcript is spliced from 9 exons. Bases 1 to 864 code for a protein of 287 amino acids. The record is from RefSeq and is a predicted model, not a curated record. NCBI's taxonomy places the organism in Eukaryota, Metazoa, Nematoda, Chromadorea, Rhabditida, Rhabditidae. Gene Ontology annotation, molecular function: ribosome binding.
AUGCAUUCGUUGUCAAGGAUUCUUCUGAAUAGGAACAAAGUGCUAGUGCAGCCAGCCUAUUUAGUGGCCGUUAGACACACAUCUGCUGGUCCGCCUCCAUCCACUCCUGCGAAAGAAGGAUCCUUGACUUACAAAUACGAAAAGUUUAUUGGAAAGUGGCCUAAAGUGUUGGCACUUCAUCGUACUGUUCUCGAAGGCUCUCGAUGGUGCUUUGCCGACGUCAAAAUGUACUUCAGAACAAAGAAAGCUGUGACAACUGGCCAAAAGAAGCUUAGCGAUCUCACUGUCGAAGAACUCGAAACGCUGGUCCAGAUGCCAGUCGAGGGACCAAAAAUGGCGAUUGUUACUGCGCUUUUGCCCGUGCCACUCAGUGUUUACGUCUUUGCUUUCGCUGUGAUAUUCUUCCCACGCCUUGUGCUGACCCGUCACUUCUGGUCCGAUGAGCAGAGACGCGAGUUUUUCCAGUUGGAAGUCACCAAAGCGCUCAUUAGUGGAGAGCAGCUGCUCAGCACUUUUGGCAGUCCAUCACCAUCCGAUGAAAACAGGCUGAAACCAAUAGACAAACUGGAUACCAGUGAAAUGCUCCUUCUCCAUGGAAUGCAUUCGAUGUAUCCUCUCCCAGGUGCUAAGCGGCGGAUCGAAAAGCGAAUGGAGGUUCUUAGAGCUCUGGAUAAUUUGAUGCCCAGUGCAAUUGAUGGGUUCAAUGAAAGACAACUCAUUUUUAAUUGCUACAUUCGAAAGAUUGAUAUUGGCAAGAAAAGCGAGUCGGAAAUGCGUGAUUCAUUACGGCAAUAUGUCAAAUUCACUUCUCGAAUGCCCAACAAUGUCUAUCUCUACGCAUCGCCACUUUUCAAGCAGAAGUAG